Messenger RNA from Pocillopora verrucosa, 6271 nucleotides. Its product is annotated as dynamin-binding protein. The record is from RefSeq and is a predicted model, not a curated record. Gene Ontology annotation, cellular component: cytoplasm. Gene Ontology annotation, biological process: intracellular signal transduction. Gene Ontology annotation, molecular function: guanyl-nucleotide exchange factor activity; protein binding. Lineage: Eukaryota; Metazoa; Cnidaria; Anthozoa; Scleractinia; Pocilloporidae.
UUGUAAACUGACAAGAAAUUAGAGGUUUUUGUAAGUGCCAAAACAUGACACUGGAGAGCCGAAGAAUUCUUAGGUAUGGCUCUGCACAAGCUUCUACUCAUACAGUGACGGAGAAGUCUUCUCUUUAGCAGAUUUACAAGAACGUGGUUAUGUGUCCCUAUCCAUGGAAGGCACUUUUGCAAGGGCUUUAUACUCUUUCCAGGCAGAAAGCCCUGGUGAACUCUCUGUUCCUCAGGGAGGUAUCAUAAGAAUUACACAAUACAUUAAUAAGCACUGGUUGGAAGCCAGUUAUGACGGAGAAAUUGGCUGGUUUCCUGUUACUUAUGCAGAAAGAUUAGAAAAUGAGUCACACCAAGAGAGAGCUGUACCAUCAAGUGCUGGAGCACAACACCAACAUGCAUCAUCAAGGGAGCAUAAUGGCAAUAAAUUCAAUGAUAUUUUAGCAAAGCUAGGAAAUCCUGAUGGUUCUAUAGUGGAGACUGCUUUUGCAUUUUGUGCUCGUAAUGACAGUGAGCUUACCUUUCCAAGUGGUGCUCUGAUAGAGGUCACAAAAGAUGUUGAUGAAGACUGGAUGGAAGGCUCGUUUAAUGGAAGGAUUGGGCUCUUCCCCAAGAGUUACAUUAAAUCCUCUGAGAGGCCAUGUGCCCAUGCUGUGUACCCAUUUGUUGGGGAAAGUGAAGGGGAAUUGACAUUUCGUGAAGGUGACCGUAUCUUUCUUCAUAAACGUUUGAAUUCACAGUGGAUGGAAGGAGAAAUCAAUGGAAAUGUGGGACUUUUUCCUUCAAGCUUUGUGGCUGUUGAGGUUGACUUACCACCAGAGGAAAAUAGGUUUGAAAAUGAAUUCUUUUCUUUUGUGGACUCAUCUUCUAAACCCAGAGACCACAGCAAUGCAAUCAUUUCUAAUGUUAAAUGGAAGCCAGGAAUGAAAGGAAAGGCAAUGUUUCAUUUUACUGCAUUGUAUUCAGGAGAUCUUGAGUUGAAUAAGGGAGAUGUUGUGACCGUUCUUAACACUGACGAUGAUAACUGGAUAGAGGGCCAGCUGGAUAGUGGAAUUUGUGGUUCAUGCCCUGCUGCAUAUCUAGAACCUGUUUAUGACAUAAACACGGAGUUUUCAGAUAGGAAGCCUCCAAGGAGGACACAAAGACUCACAUCUGAUGACAGUUUUUCCACUAUAUUUGACAACAAAGUGUCUGAUUCAGGUUAUUUGAGUGCAUUGCACAAGGGUCAGAAAGGUAAUAGUGUUGUUGAAUCCUCCCCAAGGAAGGAAAGGAAUUCUUACAAUUCUCUUUUGGACUCAUCUUUCACUUUGGAUCCAACUCCUGCACUUCUACCUUCUAACUUACCUACUUCGAGAUAUACUUCUGAAACUGUACAAUUAAAUAAACCUGUUUUAAAACCAAGGCCAGCAAUCGGAACUAAGCCAAACCACAGUUAUUCAGUGAAAUACUUAGGAGGUGAGACCCGACAAGAACCCACUACAACCAGAAGUCACCAAACAGUGGUUAGUUCUGUCAUUGCUUUGCCAUCACAUGGAAGAGUUUCAAUGUCAAAUGCAAAAGAGAGGACUGAAUAUUUUUCCUCAGAGACUGCAAAUUUGCAAAAUCGUUCUCAGUUUCAUCUUUCAAGUUAUCAGAAUUCUUCUGGAACUUGGCCUGGUAAACGAAUUGGUAAGAGUGGACAUAUGUCAAUUGAAAAUACAAGUGGGAGUUUUGAUGAUGAAUUUGAUUUGCUGUCAGGAAACUGCACUUCUCUUCCUUCACCACUUUUACCCUUACCUCAAAGAGGAUUGGAGGAUGAAAACAGUGAAUCAAGUGCGUCAGAGGAUUCUCCAAUCACACCCAGACGACCAGCACCCCCUCCACCUAUAAGAAACAGCAGUCAUGGAAUUCACAUGCGUAGCAGCACACUACCUGCUAACAGUUUGAAGGGACUUGCACAAGGUCACUUAAAUGGGGAGGGUUCAAUGUUAAAAGGAAAGGAUCAACAGCAAUUGGAUUUAAAAUACAUCAAACAGAAUGGAAAGCCACAUAAUAUUUCUUUAUUGGAAAGUGCAAGUCACAGUGGUUUGAACCUUAGAGAAUCUUCCCAGUCAAGGUUGGAAGAUAAACCUAAACCCCUGGCUAGGCCACAUUCUGUGUAUUGGAAAGACAUGGUGGACAGUGGUUAUGUAAAAGAGAAGAGUCAGCAGAAGCUGAGGCAUUCAAACAGUCUAGAGCAGUCAAAGCAGAAGAAAUUCAGUAGUGUUGCACAAAGUGAUCAACAGUCUUUGAACAAAGGUGGCAGUCCAACAGAUGAAAUGGAUGUUCCAGGCCUAACAACACUGCAGGAAAGAAUUGCAGAGGCAGAAGAGAAUCUGAAGAAAGAAAUGAAAGUUUACUCUGGUUUUAAAACCAUUUCUCAGCUUGUCAUGACUGACCCUGUAAAGCAGAGGGAAAUGGAGGCAAAGAUUUCACAGAGCCAACAAAAGAUAACAGAAUGGGAGGAAGAAUUAAAAAAUCUCAAAGAUGAGCAAGUGUUUUUGAUAGAGUCACACCGGAAGAAAAUGCUGAAGGUUAAAAUAGGAGACUUGGAAGCAGACCUAGAUAAACAAGUCAGGAGUCAGAGAAGUCUUGAAAUGUUACUUGGUGUGGUAGAGGAGAACAGAAAGAAGGAGGUUAUGGAAAAUCUUGAAGUUUGUGCUGAGCUUGUGGAUAAGAUUAGAACAAAAAUCACUGAAUUAGAAGCUUCCUUGCACAGUCUAACAGAAAAGCCAGCUGCAUCAAGCCAAAAGCAUAUGGCAGAACAGAGACAACGAGUAGUAACUGAACUUAUCAAUACAGAGAAGGAUUACUGCAAUGAUCUUGAGCUUUGUGUAACUUAUUUUCUUCGUGAGCUACAAAUUUCUCAGGUGAAGGACCUCGACUGUGAAGGAUUGUUUGGUAAUAUCGAGAGUGUCCUGAAAACCUCACAGAAACUUCUAACCAGCUUAGAAAAUGCUGUCGAUGAUACGAAAGGAAAUGAUCAAGAACUUGGAAAGUGCUUUGUGGACAUAGCUGAUGAAAUGAAGGAAGUUUACGCUGUUUAUUGUAGAAAUCACGAUGAUGCUAUCUCGCUCAUGGAAAAGUAUGAAGAAAUACCAGAUAUACAAGAUGCCUUUACAAAGUGUCUGGACAAAAUUAGGGAACACACAAGGUGUUGGGACUUGCCAUCGUUUCUUAUCAAGCCGGUCCAACGAGUUCUCAAGUAUCCGCUCUUAUUGAAUGAACUGCUCAAGUACACGGCUGAAAUCCACCGAGAUAAGUACAACUUGAUAAAGGCUAUAUCAGUCAUGGCUGAUGUGGCAAACGCCAUCAAUGAAUUUAAAAGGAGAAAAGAUCUUGUUGUCAAGUACAAGAAAGUAGAAGACAGUGGUUUAACAAACAUGAUACAAAAACUAAAUUGGCAUUCAGUUGUGAAGAAAGGAUCCAGAUUUAAUCAGAGGCUGACACAGCUCACAGGACUCGUGUCACAGACUGUCGACGAAAAGUUCAUUGAAGAAGAGAAAAGAUUCCGCACAAUAGAGAAAACAGUAAAAACGAUGUUGAAGAACAUUUCUGCUUAUCUGGAGGACUUUAAGGAAGCUAUGGAAUGCCACAAGUGGUCAGGGCAGAAUGUCAGCGACUUUUAUCAAGAAGCUUCAACGUGCUCUGAAGUUUCCACUUUUCAGAGAAUACAAAUGAAGAUUGGUGAAACUGUUCUAACCAGAUUCAUGGACAGUGUUCAAACGCAGGUUUUAUCCCCGCUCAACUCCUUACUCAACUUGUUUCAAGGCCCCCAGCGUUUAAUCCAAAAACGAAACGAUAAAUGCUUGGACUACGACCACAGGUCAAACAAGAUUGACAAGAUUAAAGACCGAGAAAAGUUGAAAGCGGCUAAAGAAGAGCUGGAACUUGCGAAGAAAAACUACGAGGCUUUGAACACUCAACUGCUGGAAGAGAUCCCUGGGUUUACUGAGAAGUGUAUAGCUUUAGUUCUUGACUGUCUGGAAAACUUUGCUAUAGCACAAAAGAAACUGUACAAUGAAGUUCACGAAGACUACGACCAACUUUUAGAGCUUCCAGUUGUGCAGGAAAUCGACGAAGACAUUAUCGAGCAUCACAGCAAGAGAUCGAUGCAAGUUAUGGAACAGUUCUCAGAGCUCAGCUUUAUACCUUGUAGUUUUGUGGCAAAAGACAGUUCUCGGAAGAAGAGGAGAUCUGUGAUAAAAAGCCCAAAUUUACUAUCCAACCAUCUUGAUACGGUAGAAGAUGAUAACGGAAACAAGACCAGUUUAUUAGAUUCCACGCCCAACGAAGAGGGUGAAGAGGCUGGGGUGGCCAAGAGAGAGGAUCCAACAUCCCCUUCUCCCAGGAUUCAUCAACCACGACCAGCACCUCGAAAACGUAGUAGCGUAACACAACCUGGGCCCAACGAAAAUGACAGCUCACUUUUUGAAGGAAAACUUCCCGUAGAUAGCAAGCUCUACGUUGUCGAAUACAACUUCGUAGCCCAAAGUGCAGGGGAGUUGUCGGUAUCCGAGGGAGAUAUCGUGUCCGUCCUUCGACACACGGACAGUAGUGGUAACCCAGAAUGGUGGCUGAUUCGCUCAAAUGCUGGUUCUACGGGUUUUGUACCGGAGAGCUAUUUAUCUCCGGUGGAUGACGGUGUCAGCGGAGGAGAUGGUCAAGACGAUGCUGAGGAUGAUGAAAGUUCUUCCCCUAGCAAUUUGACGACAGAGAAGAAGGAUCAAGAUACAAGCGCAGUGGAAACUUCAGCUUCAUUAUACUACUGUGCUGAUUUCGCGUUUGAGGCCAGCAGUACAGCAGAGCUUAGUGUAAACGAGGGGCAAUUAGUUGCCGUUUUACAAAAGCAAGAUUUGACAGGGAAUGACGAAUGGUGGCUUGUUGAGGCACAAGGACAAAAAGGAUACGUUCCUUCGAGUUAUUUAACACAAGUGGAUCAUUGAACUUGCUUAUUGCAAGUUUCUGAUAUUUCUUCAAAAGAGCGAAUCACUGGAAAAUUUUAUUGAACUGAAUGCUCUGAUUUAUUCGUGUGAACUGAUUCAUUUUUCGCGCGUACUAGUUCAUUAGAGAUCAUAAUUGUACAAGGGUUAGAACCGGUACCAGGUGCGGUAAAAGCUGCAUCAGCUGAAGGAUAAAUUAUGCUUCUGAUUCGUUGAGAAGGAAAUCGUUAGGAGUGAGAAAAAUUCCUUGGAAACAAUCCAUCAUUAAGUAAGACUGUUUGAGGCAUUUACUAAAUACUCAGAGUCGUGAGGCUCAAGGGCGAUAUUUCAAGACGGUGAAUGAAGUCUUGCUAGCCAGUGACAUCGGCCAAAAUGAUAUAAUGUGAAUGCCGAUGAAUUGGAAGUCUACUCAUAUCGGGUUUUUUUUUUCAACCCAGAGAGCGAAAGUUCAAAGACUUAUCUUGCAGCUACCCGUUUAUAUGGCAUUGCUUUCCACAAGCUAGGCUACAUUGUGGGCUGAUAAAUAAGGGGUUAAUUUUGUAAAUAUAAAUAUAAAUUGGUCACUGUAAAGAGUCUCUAAAGCUAAAGUCUCGAGCUUUAGCCCUUAGUCAGAGCUAGUGAACUGUGGGCAGUUGACAGCCAUUUGUCAGUAUGCCAAUUAGUUUGUUACUAGUUUGAUGCAAUAGCUGUUCGUUUUGCCUGACGUUCUUCAAUGAACAAUAUUGUGGCUUUUUCUGCCGUAACGUAUAGUUGUUACUCAAUCUGCUAACGUUAUAGGGGAGUACUACUCCAAAUUAUUAAUUUCAAAUGUGAAGUCAUUUGAUUUAUAUGCUGGAAAGUCUCAUACAGAUAUGAAAUGUUACGUUUGCACAAUUACCACAAUUACCACAGUUCUGAGCAAAGGUAUGUGUAUUCAUUUUCCAGUGGAAGAUUCCAACAGCUUUCCUUGCAUGUUAAAUUUUGUUGUAGAUAGUCAACGCUUUUUUUGUCCUUGGGCAAAUCAAGCCAUACUCGUAGAUAGAUUAUUUUGAAAUUUUUUAAGAAACGUGAUGAAAGAGGUUUUUUUUUUGCUUAACAGUUUUUGAGGAAAGAAAUAAUGCAUUGCUUGUAGAUGGUCCAUUAUAGAAAAAUUAGAAUUACAUAUGUUCAUUUAAAAAAAAAUAAGAAUCAAUAAUUUUAUGCACACAGUGUUGUAAAGCCAAAUAUUUGCUCAAACUGUGUCAAUUUUAAUGAAUUUAUGGCAUAACAAUUACCAGGUGAAUGCCUUUAUACAGAUUUUUUUUUUUUUUAAUAAAACCUAUGUUCAACAUU